Erythranthe guttata (spotted monkey flower) is the source of this 2880-nucleotide messenger RNA. RefSeq names its product UDP-Glycosyltransferase superfamily protein (gene DGD1). The record is from RefSeq and is a predicted model, not a curated record. Lineage: Eukaryota; Viridiplantae; Streptophyta; Magnoliopsida; Lamiales; Phrymaceae. Gene Ontology annotation, cellular component: chloroplast outer membrane. Gene Ontology annotation, molecular function: digalactosyldiacylglycerol synthase activity. Gene Ontology annotation, biological process: galactolipid biosynthetic process.
CAUAUAAUAUAUAUUAUUAUACUCAUAAGUAAAACCAAUAUCUUAGCCGUUAAAAAUCCCCCCACAGAGCUUCUUCACCAUUCAACCCUUUUUUGUAUUCAUCAGAAAAAUUCAGCGGCCCUAAAAAAAACUCGAUCGGAGAAAAGAGGAGAGAUAAAAUAUAAAAGAGGGGAAAAAUGAAUUUCAAGCCGCCGGAGGCGCGGUCAGCCUCUUCGACGGCGACGCUGUACGGCUCGGGCAGCUCUACCGUAACGGCGGAGAAAGCCUUAUCUUUCAUAUCGAAGGGGUGGCGCGAGGUCCGCUCUUCCGCCGACGCCGAUCUCCAGUUGCUGAAAAACCGUGCCAACUCAUUCAAAAACCUAGCCGACAGAGAACUCGAGAAUUUUCUAAACUCCGCCUCCAAAUCGCCCUUCAGUGUUCCGUCGAUUACCGCUUCCGCCACCCUGAAUCCCGCCCCCCACGCUGAAAUUGACUUCGUCAGGAAGCUCCAGCCGAAAUUAUCGGAAAUCAGGAGGGCGUAUUCGUCGCCGGAUUUCAAGUUCUACCCUCGGCCGCAGAUUAAGGUGAAUUUGUCCUCGAUUAGGAACGCGAUUGUUGCUGAGGUGGGCGAGGAUGAAGUGGAGGAUGAGAGUGAUAGGUUCACGAAUAGUAGUACUACGACGAGGGUGAGGUUUAAGGAGAGGGCGAGAGAGGAGGGGCAAUUUGGGGAGUUCUGGGAACCAAUAAAGACUAUAAAAUCAAGGUUGAGGGAAUUGGAGAACAAGAGCUCCAGUGAGAUUCUGGAGGGGAUUAAGAAUAGUGAGUUCGUCGAGAAAGUCAAGUCUAGCCUGAAAGCAAUUUGCAAGGAUCCAUAUGAGUCAAAGGAAGUUCCACCCCUUGAUGUACCAGAAUUGCUGGCGUGUUUGGUGAGGCAGUCUAGCCCCUUACUGGAUCAAUUUGGCAUUAAUAAAGGCAUAUCUGACAAGAUAGUGGAAAGCUUGUGCAGCAAACGCAAAAACCAACUUCUGCUACGUUCCUUACCUGCAGGAGAGUCAUCUAUGAUUGAAAGUGAGAACAUCAAUGAUGAGCUGGAUAUAAGGCUAGCCAGUGUUGUCCAGAGUACAGGGCACUGUUACGAAGGUGGCUUUUGGAAUGGAUUUUGGAGUGACUUUGGAAAACACGAUGUGUCGGACAAAAAGAGGCAUGUUGCCAUUGUCACCACCGCCAGCCUUCCUUGGAUGACAGGAACAGCUGUCAAUCCACUAUUCCGUGCAGCGUAUUUAGCGAAAUCCGCUCAGCAGAAUGUCACUCUUUUGGUUCCAUGGCUUUGUAGAUCCGAUCAAGAGCUUGUUUAUCCAAAUAACCUCACUUUCAGCUCCCCAGAGGAGCAAGAAUCUUAUAUACGAAGUUGGCUCGAGGAAAGGGUUGGCUUUAAAGCUGACUUUAAUAUUUCCUUUUACCCUGGAAAGUUCUCAAAAGCAAGGCGGAGUAUUAUACCAGCUGGAGAUACGUCUCAGUUCAUUUCGUCGAAGGAUGCUGACAUUGCAAUUCUAGAAGAACCGGAACAUCUGAACUGGUACCAUCAUGGUAAACGCUGGACCGAUAAAUUCAAUCAUGUGGUCGGCGUUGUUCACACAAAUUACCUGGAAUACAUCAAGAGAGAAAAGAAUGGCGCUCUCCAAGCUUUUCUCGUUAAACACAUAAACAAUUGGGUUGUGAAAGCAUACUGUCACAAGGUCCUUCGUCUAUCAGCUGCAACUCAGGAUUUACCGAAGUCUGUGAUUUGCAAUGUUCAUGGUGUAAAUCCCAAAUUCUUGAGGAUUGGAGAAAAAGUAGCUGCAGAAAAGGAGCGUGGAGAGCAGACUUUUUCGAAGGGAGCGUAUUUUCUAGGUAAGAUGGUAUGGGCAAAAGGGUACAAAGAGUUGAUAGAUUUGUUAUCGAAGCACAAAAAGGACCUCGAUGGAUUCAACUUGGAUGUAUAUGGCAACGGAGAGGAUGCACAUGAAGUCCAGAGCACUGCGAAAAGGCUAAAUUUGAGCCUCAACUUUAUGAAAGGCAGAGACCAUGCGGACGAUUCUCUACAAGGUUACAAAAUCUUCAUAAAUCCAAGCGUGAGCGACGUGCUCUGCACAGCUACAGCAGAGGCUCUCGCAAUGGGAAAAUUCGUCGUUUGUGCUGACCACCCAUCGAACGACUUCUUCAGGGAAUUCCCCAACUGUUUGACCUACAAAACCCCCGAAGACUUUGUCGAAAAAGUCAAAGAAGCCAUGGCCAACGAACCUCAGCCCCUCACCCCCGAGCAAAGGUACAACCUUUCUUGGGAAGCGGCCACGCAAAGAUUCAUGGAAUAUUCCGACCUCGACAAGAUUCUGAGCAAUUCAGGUGUCGACAGACGUUUCGGUAGGAGAAAUAGCGGUCUGACCAAAUCGGCCUCGAUGCCGAACCUGAACGAACUAGUCGAUGGAGGGCUUGCGUUUGCGCAUUACUGUCUCACAGGAAAUGAGUUUCUUAGGCUGUGCACAGGGGCAACCCCGGGAACGAGGGAUUAUGAUAAACAGCACUGUAAAGAUCUUCGUCUCUUGCCUCCGCACGUAGAGAAUCCUAUAUACGGGUGGUAGAAACUGAUACGUGACGAAUUGUAAAUCGUUAUUCUGCAUCGUAUAAGGUUUUAGAUAUUAGGGUAUAUCACAGCAUUAGCUUGGACUUGGAUUUCGAUAUCGAUAAUGCUUAAAUAUUCAUAUAUAUUUUUUGUUUUCGUCUCCCGUCGUUUCGAUCUGUAGUGAUGGAAGGGUUGGUUACACAGUAUGGAGAUAGGUGUGUUGAAUGUAAAUAUAGCUUCAUCAGAACUCUUGUCUCAGUUUCUUUAUUUGCUUCUCUACGAUAUAAUUCAUAAAUUAUUUU